Molecule: messenger RNA, 2438 nt
Organism: Penicillium subrubescens
Lineage: Eukaryota; Fungi; Ascomycota; Eurotiomycetes; Eurotiales; Aspergillaceae
Gene: fhdA
Product: putative transcription factor Tos4
Exons: 2
Coding region: 249-1796 (515 amino acids)
Molecular function (GO): protein binding
Source: RefSeq, a predicted model, not a curated record
CAACUCUUCACCUUUUCCUCCCAAGGCCCUUCCCCCCUUCCUCUAGGCCAAUUCCCCUCCUCUCUACGUCUCUUUUCCCUUUUGAGAGUCCUAGCUCAUCUGCUACCUCUUUUCGACUUUCCUUCACAUCCUUUUGUCCCAUAGGAAACGCGGUGACGCGAGUCCAUCGAGCCCGACUUGUGUUCAUACUUACAACUUCACAUAGCAAAAAGGGAUAGCUCGCGUGGGUUUACCACCUGGAGGACAUCAUGGACUCCUCUCCAGCUCGAGUUGGCAUGGCUCCUGCUGCGGGCGUGAAGCGUCCAGCGGCUCUGCUACCUGCCUUCGAGCCAUUGAGCUCAUCCCCCUCUCUUCCGCGGCCUACCAAACGUGUUGCACGCGAACCCGCCUAUCCUACUCCUGUACCAACCUCUUCAACUCACAUAAUGUCGUCUUCGCCGCCUGGUAUUGCCGCUACCGCUCGGUCUACAGCGCGUCGUUCCUUUCCCGCCGCCGUCGAGCGGUCUCCCUUGUCCGCUGUUCCGACUAUCAUGCUCCCUGAAAGUGGUGAGCCUGUGCUCAUGGGUCGGUCCAGCGCUUCGUGCCAUCAUCAGCUAGCUGCAAGCCGCAUGAUUUCCCGGAUCCAUGUCAAGGCUACCUACAAGCCCGCCCCGAACCCCUUCGACCGAGAUAGGGUUGAGAUCAUGUGCAUGGGUUGGAAUGGAAUCAAGAUCCAUUGCCAGGGUAGGAAGUAUGAUCUGGCCAAGGGAAAGACAUUUACUUCGGAUAUCAAGGAAGCGGACAUCAUGAUUGAUGUUCACGAGGCUCGUGUCUUGGUGCAGUGGCCGCGGAACGAAAAUGAUAGAAAGGACUGCCCAUCGACCGAUUCGGAACAGACUUGGGAUGAAGGAACCCCAACUCAGAAGAACCCACGCCGAAUCCUCAUUGAUAGUCCCUUUAUCGAAGGUCAGCGUGAGCGUAUGGGUUCUCCUGUCUCGCCAUCGCCUGUUGUGCAACGUACUAUUCCUCCGUCGUCGCCUCUCUUUACGCCCUCUCGUCCUCGUGGUUCCGUCGUUGUGUACGAGGAUGAACCUUCUCCAUUGAAGCGUCAUAAUACCGUCGGCGGAAUGACUUCCUACAGUGCUCGCCGUGCUAGUGAAAUUCUGCAGAUCUCGCAAUCUAGCGAUAUCAGCAGACCCGAGGAUGAGUCUGAUAAUGACGAGGAAAAUGAUCCCAUUGUCCACUCAUUUGGUCCAUUCGGCGAGAACCUACUCCCUCGGAUGGCCUCAUUCCACGCUGGGGAGUCUCCUGUCCGUCCCGUUCUCUCGCCUCUCAACUCGCUGCAGCCCCCACCUGCCCAAUCACCCCAGCAUCUCAAGGCACGGCACCCCAAUGCCCAGGAGGAGAAGAAGGAAGAUAGCGAGGUCAAGGAGAAGACCAAAGAAGAAGAGGAGGCAUUUGAAAGAGUCCGCAACCAUACCGUGAAUCAGCUCGCUUUCUCCCGUUUAUCAUCGACUCCCUUUUCCACCAUCUUGAACAACCUCCCUCCUUCAUACUGGAAGUCGAACUCGAGCAACACCUCUGGUCCAUCCCGCUACGACAUCCGCGCCAUCCUUGAAACUACUAAGUGUAUUGGCAAGGUUGCGCGUGAAGGAAAAGAUGCCGCUGGCCAGCCCCUGGAAAGCGAGUUCUACUACAUCCCCGACUUUGAUGAAGAUGUUGGCCGCCGCGAGACCGUGGUGAACAACCUCCGGAAGCCUGGCCUCCGCAACUGCCGCAAGCAGCACAAGCAAUACUUCUGGAAGAAGCCGAAAUAAAUCGACCCUCUUAUGGAUCCGUCAUCCCCCCUCCCCCCAAAAUUUCCACUUUUGAAUUCGGAUCGGCCCCCUCUCAGUACAUAUUUGCAGUGUUCUUAGCCACCUAGACACCCUCCUAGGUGGCUCGCAUAGCGUGGCGUGUGGCAUACCCUGACAUUUUCAACCUGUUUGAUUUUAAUAUUUGUUUCUCCUUCUCCCUUUUCGGUUUCGUUUCCCCUCCCUCCAUGUUUUCUGCUUCCGUUCCAGCAUGGUGGUGUACGAUGUGUGGUACUUUCGCAGCGCGCUGUUCCUCGUUCUUUUGUGUCCCCUCGUGGGACUUGUCCAGUGUUUUCCCCCUGAUGCGUGACGGUUUCCCCGAACUCGACGGCCGCUUAUGUUUUGAUUUUUUGCUUUGACCUCCAACCUUUGAUUUGCUUCGGCUCGACUUCUUGAUGUCUGUUUGAUUAUACCAUCUCCUUGGUAUGGUUUCAGCCUCCCCUUGUGAGGUGUCUUUCACAUUUUUGUAUCCAAGGGAACAUGACCAGUCAUGUUUCCCAGCCCAAGUGAUUUUUCUGUGUCCUUUUUUGUUGCCUCGGCCUUGCUCUCUAUUGAGGGUGGGAUGCCGUCAUGAAUUGUACGUUUAGCUUGUCAAUUAUUAAAAAG